Messenger RNA from Mauremys mutica (yellowpond turtle), 1588 nucleotides. RefSeq names its product sarcoglycan zeta (gene SGCZ). NCBI's taxonomy places the organism in Eukaryota, Metazoa, Chordata, Testudines, Geoemydidae. The transcript is spliced from 9 exons. Gene Ontology annotation, biological process: cardiac muscle tissue development; heart contraction. Gene Ontology annotation, cellular component: sarcoglycan complex; sarcolemma. Bases 214 to 1113 code for a protein of 299 amino acids. The record is from RefSeq and is a predicted model, not a curated record.
CACGCCACGCCACGCCUACAAGGUGUUUUACCAGAACAAGGGUCUCUGAGCUGUCUAUGGACCAGAGCAGAGAUGUGGGAAAGCAGCUUUGGCAUUUUACAAACUGAGGAUUCCAAUACAAUAAUGAACAGCUUGUUAUCAACUGGCAGUUGUUCUGCCUUAGCUUGCAAUUCCUAGCCUCAUUCAGCCAGCUGAGAAUCUUUUUUGUUGAAUAUGACACGAGAACAGUAUAUACUGGCAACACAGCAGAACAGCCUGCCAAGGAUUGAAAAUCCGCAACUUUAUCCAGUGGGAAUUUAUGGAUGGCGAAAGAGGUGCUUAUACUUCUUUGUCCUUCUGCUGUUGGUUACCAUGAUUGUUAACUUAGCAAUGACAAUAUGGAUUUUGAAGGUUAUGAAUUUCACAGUGGAUGGAAUGGGGAAUCUGAGAGUCACCAAAAAAGGAAUUCGACUUGAAGGCAUAUCUGAAUUUCUACUUCCAUUGUAUGUGAAAGAAAUACAUUCCCGAAAGGAUAGCCCACUGGUCUUACAGUCUGACAGGAACGUAACAGUGAAUGCAAGAAACCACAUGGGACAGGUAACUGGACAACUGACUGUAGGAGCUGAUGCUGUGGAGGCCCAGUGUAAGAGAUUUGAAGUGAGGGCAAGUGAAGGUGAAAAGGUGCUGUUUUCUGCAGAUGAAGAUGAGAUCAUCAUUGGAGCUGACAGACUCAAAGUAACAGGCACAGAAGGGGCAGUGUUUGGGCACUCUGUGGAGACACCCCAUAUCAGAGCAGAACCUUCCCAAGACCUCAAACUUGAGUCUCCAACUAGAUCUUUGAUAAUGGAAGCUCCAAGGGGAGUCCAAGUUAGUGCAGCUGCAGGAGAUUUAAAGGCAACGUGUAGGAAAGAACUGCACUUGCAGUCCACAGAAGGGGAGAUAUUUUUAAAUGCAGAUAUAAUCCGACUGGGAAAUCUACCAAUGGGUUCCUUUUCAUCUUCCCCAUCUAGCUCCUCAACUCCUCGACAGACUAUCUAUGAGCUCUGCGUUUGUCCCAAUGGUAAACUGUACCUUUCCCCGGCAGGAGCAGGCUCUACUUGUCAAUCCACUAGCAACAUCUGUUUGUGGAGCUGAAAUGACUCCAGUUUCUCCUCACACCAGAAUAGCCUUUUGUUACUGUCCCUCUGCUUCACAGUUCUGCUCGGUUUCCCUUGUGACAAAUUUGAAGCUUCAAAUGGCCUGCAGAGCAACUUCUUCCAGUGUAAGCAGGAAUACAACGCUGCCUUCUCUUGUGGCUCAUGUUACCACUCAACGUAGAGAUGGGAGUGAGAUAUUCAAAAAUAAAUGUAAUCUUCAUCAGGAAACCUGGAUCAUAAUAUCAUCUUUUGUCCAAAAGAGAGAAUAACACAGGUGCCUUUGCUACGUGAAGUGAAGCACAUAGUUUUAGUUUUAUGCAGUACCUGGAUAUGAACUGCACGCAUAUAUACAGUACUUAUACAAAUUUACCCAGAAUCCAAUCAUGAGAUGAAUAGGUAACCCCUGUAUGAUAAUUAACUUUACUAUCUGAAAGCACAAUUUUCCAUUCAUCUUUUUGGAUGUAAACUUUUAU